GUCACGCUGGCUCGGUAGCUGUGGGAUCAUCCGGCGAAAGCGUGCUGGUUGAUGAGACUCGGAACGUUGUGCCAGAAGGAAGUCAUGCAGGCACUCCUGGAAUGGCGUCUCCGUCUGGCGAGACGAAUGUGCGGGCACCAGACGAGGCGAGAAGAAUAACGCAGGGCACUGCUAGUGCUACCACGACGAGCUUCUACUACGAGCACGAAGCUGUAGACGACGACCCGGAGAAUGCGUUGGGCGUUCCCCCGCGCGAGCCGGAAUUGCACUUCCUGAGUCCGUUCGACCUGCUCAACAUGAACCGCGCUGUGCCAAUAUUGUGAGGAAAAAUCCCCCCUCCCCAUAGCAGACCGGGAUACUUCUGAAAAUUUGUGAUGCUGAUUUGACACCACAAAUCGUCGCUGUAUUGCAAGAAGGCAAAUCCAAAAACCUCGGCGCGUCCUGCAGUCAAUUUGCAAUGCUGUAUGGCCUACGGAGGAUAUGCCUGCCUUGCUAGGCGCCUACACCAAAACGCCCCUGCUCCGGCUUAGUAUCUGCCUGCAGUCCUCUACCGCAAGACCAAGCCGAUUUGUGUACACAAAUGCCGCAUCACAGAUUUCCAGUUCGAUAUGGGGAGGGGGGGUUUUUCCUUUCAAUAGCCGAUGGUGUGGUUCUACGAGCAGACAGGGCGCCGGGCUUCAUCAGGUCACUUCCCCUGCUCCAAUGACCUUUUCUGCAAGAGUCUUGCGAAAGUCCUCGCGAUCCCAAAGUACAGCGUGUUGGCUAUGGCGUUCUCAAUCGUUACAUUCUCAACUGUUACAUGAUUUGUCAUGCAAAAACACUAUCACUAUUCACAAUCACGCGAUCAAGCCUUCUUCGCAUGGCAACUUCUCGACGCGCUAAAUAGCACUAGAAUCCAUUCCAAAUCUGUAAUGCAAAAGGCGUAAUCUGCCUCCUUUCACUUUUGCCCUUCUUGCAUAUAUAAAUUCGUGUAACAGUUGAGAGUGUAACGUUUGAGAACGCCAUAUUGGCGGGCCGCUACAGCUACCGAGACUUGGAAAUCUAUGAUGUCGAGGGCGAGGACGCCGAAAAACAAAAUGUAGUAGAGAAUGGCACUACAGAAGGUAAGGACGAGGAUAAUGAAAAUGAAAACUUAAAAGUGUCUCAACACGAUCUUAAGCUUCUCACCACUUCAAAAAUUGUGGACGCUGAAGAGCAAGACGAUGCUCCUCUAGACGACGAAUCGGCAGCGCAAGCCGGCGAAGCAGCUGCAAAGGAACUUACGGAAGUCAAGAACAUUGGCGUUAUUGAGGACAUCGCACCGCCGGAGGAGACACUAGACCACGACGCGGGUCUUGAUCGCGCCGAGGACCAAGUCUGCGUGGCAGAAGGUGAGGAAGCCGCCCAGGAGAGGUGUAAAAAUGAUGAUCCUGGAAAAUCAAACCCUGCUAAAGAUAGUUCUUUACACGACGAGGUUCUUGUCGAGCAGGAGAAGAAGCCAGAACCUGUUGUCUCCACCUCCGAUGCGGAAAAGGAAAAGAAACUGCGGCCGCAGCCCAGGCUCGUGGAGCUGUGCAACGCGGGUGUACCAGUGGAGUUCUGCACUUUAGCCAACGGCUUUGGAGGUGCAGGCGCAAGCGCGGAAAUGGAAGGCCGAAAGUCGCUUGUUGAUGCAGUGACCUUGCCGAAAGAGACUGAAGGGGUUGACAACUCCAACACUACUCCCCUACGUGGAAGAAGACCUGCCGUCCUCCGGCCGCUGACGCAAUUUGAGCAAGUGACCCAGCAUCUGACCAUGAAUGUUGGUAGCAGCACUUAUGACCUUGACCACGACGUCGUGCAUUACCAAUUCUUCGAGCGCGAUCGGCACGACCAGUUUUUACCGCAAGCCGCAGGGAAGCAAGUGAUGGAUCCGGAUGCGGGGCACACCGACGCGCCGCUCACUGCGAUCAGGGUGACACGCUUUGCGGAUAAAUCGGGGUUUGCGAUCGGAAUUCUGACUCAGCACUAUGGGAUUGCGUAACGCGUCCAACCCUUCUUGUUUCCCCUUGUUUAAAGGACAAGAUGCUUAAGCAGUAACAGCAGCUGCAGCAACACUUGAGCUUGUUUCAUCGCACUUAUUUAUUACAACAAGUGAAGCACAUCAUGUGGACUCGAGUUGUACUCUUACGUUGACUAGGUCGUCCCAAAUCUUGCUCUGUCACACGAGCAGUGCCCUCAAAUAACAGCCCCAGUAGAGAGCAAACUUGGCAUUUUGCAUGAGAAAUGAGGGACUUUAUGCGCAUUUUGCAUGACAAAUGAGGGGGUUCGUUUUGCGGGUUCAUAAGCACGGCGUUUUCGACGGGGACUCCAUGGUCAUGUUUGCGACUGACUGGGCCCGGAUGCACAGAGAAAUGUUUUCUGCGCCGGAUGUCCCUUCUGACGUAAAACAAGACGUUUCAACAUCCCACCCAAGCUCUGGUGCUUCCGCCCCAAUCACAGUAGAUGUAGAUCAACAUCAGCAGGAAGACACCGCGGGCGGUCCUCCCGUGAUAAAAACUCUUCCCAAGAAGGAGCGCCUGUGGCCGUGGCUGUCCCGCCGUACCUCAACACUGUCGUCGAGUUCGGAGGAGGAGCGGAGGGACGUGGGAACUGGCGCGAUGCUUACUGGCGAUGGAGCGCAGAGCAGUGCUACGGCGGGGGAAGAGCAGCAGCUAGGAGGAGGUCAUCGAGCGAGCAGUAGCAGUUCUCAAGAGGUGCCGACGCCGGAUCAUUAUAGCACCACUGGCACAGCGCGAGACCCAGACGCGGAACAAGUAGAUCCAAAGCCGCUCGCGACCACCGUCGUUCCACCUUGUUCAAUACCGUCCGCACCUUUGAUCUUCAAAAACCGUUUGCGCGCGGUUCCCCUCGGCACUCCGGCGAUUCCGGAAUUCCUCCCGGUUUUUCCAAAGAUCAACGGAACGGCGUGCUGCGUGGUGGGUUUUCCGAAGAAACUGCUGGCGAAGAUGAAGCAAACAGUGAUUGCCGCGGGUUUGGAGAAAGAUUAUGAAGCGACUAGUGAUUAUGAAGCAACUAGAACAACAAACGCGGCAUGUAGUACAACAACGUCGAUUAUCAACUGUAAAAAUGUCUGGGUCUGGAAGAAUCCAACUUGUCACGCUGAUUUUAGAUUCUAAAAAAAUCUGUAUUGCAUGAGCAGCAAAGAGAGUCCAAGUUUUGCUACACGGAGCGAGCAUUUGUCAUGCGGUAUAGGCAUCAGGAAGCCCUCUAAAAAUCUGUGAUGCUAGGGCAUGCAUCACAGACAUCAGGAGUCAUGCAAAAUGUGCAUGACAAACCCCUCCCCGGGGGGUUUGUCAUGCACUGACAAAAAAAGGCGGAACGCAGCGAGGAGAGUUGCCUCGCUGUCGUUACCGACCCGAGAAAGAUCCGCAUCGUAGAUGUACGCACGCAGUGCGAAAGAUCCUGUAGCUUUUUUUUUUUGGCUGUCCCCCACUUAUUAGAUUGCCGCCAAAGAUUAGAGAUAGCGUUACUCCCUUGCCGCCUUCGCGAUAUUUUUUUUAGCGGACCCCGCACGAUAUCCCUGAUGCGUUUCCCGCUUAGUAUUGCACAGCUUGGACACAUAGACACCCCUCGCUAUGGCACACCUUAUCUGCCUAGUCGCCCCUAGGUAGGUGCAGGAAUUUUCUGUGUGGGCUCUUUGUGCUUAAUUAUUCCAACAGGGGCUGAGUCUUUUUUUUCUGCCUUUCCAGCAGAGUUGUACAGAUGGGGGGGAAUUGACGGAACUGGCGCGAGACCUUGGUGACGGAGCAGGCGACAAGGGCGGAAAUGGUACAAAUCAAAAAAAAAGAUGGUGUACACGCGCACUGCUUAACUGUGUGAAAGGUGUCGGCCCUGAUUGACCUGCUGCGGCAGGCAGGUGAAUUCGUAGAACUGCUUCACAUGUUAAGUAACGCCCACCGGCCUCCUAGAUUAGUGAUGAAUUUAUAUGCGUUUUCAGAGUGGGGCCCAAUGAAAAAAAAAAAAAAAAAUGUGCAUGACAAACCUGGCAAUCUUCCAGACCCAGACAUUUUUACAUUUGAUAUCGAUCACCACCGAUGACAUUCUCACGGCGAUCGUGUGGCGCGCCCUGGUCUACGCCCGGGUGAAGCAACUCGCGCUCGACUUCACGAACAACGAUGUCGUUACCACCGUCGCGCGGGCCUGCAACUUUCGCGGCCGGAGGUUGCAGAACGCCGUUCCCAAGGAUUACUGCGGCAACGCGGUGUAUCAGAAGGAAAAAUCCCCCCUCCCCAUAUCGCGACGAAGUUUCUGAUGCUGGAUCUGCGUACGCAAAGCAGAUGUGUCUUGCUGGCGAGGACUGCAGGCCUAUGUCAGGCCUCAGUAGACAGGUUUUGGCCUAGGCGCUUAGCAUGACAGACGUCCACGCUGUAGGAGCAACAGCAUGACAAACCGCCUGUAGAAUGUGGCGGCUGUGACGAUUUGUGGUCACAAAUCAGCAACGCAAAUUUUCGAAAACGUACCUUGUCAAUAUGGGGAGGGGGGAUUUUUCCUCUCAAUACGGUGGCGUCUGUGUUCACGAGGCUGAAAGUGAAGGAGCUGCUACUGCAAAACGACCGCGAGCACGAGGUCGGGAGCAUCGUGCCGUCCACAAUUAUUGCGGACAUAGCGUUGCGACUCAGGCGCGACUUGCAAGCGCAGGGACAGAGGGACCAGGUCGAGGCUUUAGGACAGUGGCUAGAAGAAAGGCAAGCCAAGCACGAGAAAGUGGUGCAUGUCUUCGACGAACACGCGCUGACUUUCAUCAUUUCUUCCUGGAACUUCGAGUGGGAAGAGGCGGGAUUUAGUACCAGUGGAACUUCUACCGAGGGUCGCGAAGAAGGCCAAAUGCAGCUAUACAACCUGGUCGAUAAAAACAAAGUUUCAGAUGUUCCUCGUGACAAUUAUGUCAUCAACUACCCAAAAUUUUACGACCACGGAGCGCUCGUUCCGAUAGUCUCCGUCUUCACAAGAAGGCCGGACUGGCAAGGUGGUGGACUGAAUGUGUACGCCACGGGCACGAGUGAAUUCGUAAAGACGUUUGCUGAGUACCUGGACAAAGUGAGUAAGUAUUGCGUAUUUUUCUCUAC
Molecule: messenger RNA, 5087 nt
Organism: Amoebophrya sp. A120
Lineage: Eukaryota; Dinophyceae; Syndiniales; Amoebophryaceae
Source: the annotation of a GenBank genome assembly